Messenger RNA from Aspergillus homomorphus CBS 101889, 678 nucleotides. RefSeq names its product DUF952 domain-containing protein. NCBI's taxonomy places the organism in Eukaryota, Fungi, Ascomycota, Eurotiomycetes, Eurotiales, Aspergillaceae. The record is from RefSeq and is a predicted model, not a curated record. Bases 68 to 469 code for a protein of 133 amino acids. The transcript is spliced from 2 exons.
AUCCUAUCCACACUUCAAACCCUUCCAAAUACCCAAAUCACUAGACCAUACGUCCAGCGCAAUCAAAAUGACCGACUCCCCACCCUUUUUCACCUACAAGCUCAUUCCCUCGACCUCACCGGUCCGCGAACCCCUCCCGGACCGACUCCCCGUCAGCGAGCUCGACAACCAAUCCGGCUUCAUCCACCUCUCCACCGCCUUCCAGGUCCCCAACACCCUCAAGCUGUUCUUCAAGGACGAGCCCCUCGUGUAUGUACUGCGCAUCCCCUACGAUAACGUGCAGAAGUACAUCAAGUGGGAAAAUCCCGAGGGGACGGUGUGCGGGUCGAGGCCGAAGGAAGGGUUGUUUCCUCACUUGUACAAUGGCCUUAAGCUGGGUAAAGAUGAGGUAGAGAGUAUAGCUAUCUGGACGAAUGAGGAUGGGUGGGAUAAAGCGUUGAUGCAGGCGAAGCCGUGGUUAUUGUAUUGAUCCUGAUUUGGGUUGUCUGUCGGGGUCGCAGCUGUUUCCCUUGCUGGGACUGCAAAUUCGUGUUGUCGAUGUUAUGAACAAGGGGCAGAUUUUUCUAAUUCUAUGCUAUGGUUCGGUUCUGUGGAACACAAAGGCCAAAUCCAGACUCAUGUGCGGGAUUGUAGUAUGUAUAAGAUAGUCCGGUUUGCUGAACAAACAUGCUUCCCCCU